Messenger RNA from Knipowitschia caucasica, 666 nucleotides. Lineage: Eukaryota; Metazoa; Chordata; Actinopteri; Gobiiformes; Gobiidae. The record is from the annotation of a GenBank genome assembly.
AUGAUGAGGACAGGACUGACCCUCAAGUCGGCCCCUGCAGACCCAGACCCCUGCAGCUGUGGCCCCUACAGACCCAGACCCCUGCAGCUGUGGCCCCUGCAGACCCAGACCCCUGCAGCUGUGGGCCCUGCAGACCCAGACCCCUGCAGCUGUGGGCCCUGCAGACCCAGACCCCUGCAGCUGUGGGCCCUGCAGACCCAGACCCCUGCAGCUGUGGGCCCUGCAGACCCAGACCCCUGCAGCUGUGGCCCCUGCAGACCUAGAACCCUGCAGCUGUGGGCCCUGCAGACCCAGACCCCUGCAGCUGUGGCCCCUGCAGACCUAGAACCCUGCAGCUGUGGCCCCUGCAGACCCAGACCCCUGCAGCUGUGGCCCCUGCAGACCCAGACCCCUGCAGCUGUGGCCCCUGCAGACCCAGACCCCUGCAGCUGUGGCCCCUGCAGACCCAGACCCCUGCAGCUGUGGCCCCUGCAGACCCAGACCCCUGCAGCUGUGGGCCCUGCAGACCCAGACCCCUGCAGCUGUGGCCCCUGCAGACCUAGACCCCUGCAGCUGUGGCCCCUGCAGACCCAGACCCCUGCAGCUGUGGGCCCUGCAGACCCAGACCCCUGCAGCUGUGGCCCCUACAGACCCAGACCCCUGCAGCUGUGGCCCCUGCAGACCUAG